UGAUGCCAGACAUACACUGUAGCAAACUUAACUAAGCAGGACCCCAAGAGUAUACACGAAGACUGAAAUUAAGGAAAACCUAAAAAGAUUUGAAAUACAUUCAAUUAAAGCUUGUCUGUAACUUUGACACAAGUCAUCUUGACUGUACUUGUAAUAUUUUACUAUCUGGACAACCACAGAAUGAGUUCUCUGAAGUUUUUGCUCCUUGCAUUUCUUGUAGAACUGCUACAGGAUGUGAUAAGAACUGCUGUCUUGACUGCUGACCCAGGGGAAGGAGAGGAAUAUGGUCAUUCUUUCAACAGAGGUGACACACUUCCUCCACUGAGACUUGGCCAUCAUAUCUGUGCGCUAAAAGCUGAUGAGGGUCCAUGCAAAGGAAGCAUGGCUCGUUUCUUCUUUAAUGUAUUCACACAACAAUGUGAAGGGUUUGAAUAUGGUGGCUGCAAUGGGAAUGAGAAUAAUUUUGAAAGUACUGAAGAAUGCCAAGAGAAAUGCAUAGUAACAGAUAAAAAGUCGAAGCAAAGACAUCAAUGGCAAGUGCCAUUGCAUUGUUUGGUAGAAGCUAAUCCCGGGCCUUGCAGAGGAUUCUUCACAAAGUAUUUCUACAAUGCAACAACAGGACAGUGUGAAAAGUUUAUGUAUGGAGGAUGUCUGGGAAAUGAAAACAACUUUAUGACUCUGGAAGCAUGUAACAAAAGCUGUAUACCUGACACAAUGCUGACACCAAAAACAGUGCCAGAUGGAGGAAACUUACCAUUAGAAGAUGUGCAGCCUCUUUCAGAGAGAUUACUUACACCACCAAAAAAACCAGAUGAACAUUUCUUCUGUAAGACUCCUGCAGAUCCUGGAAAAUGUUCAGCCAAAGAAAAGCGAUUCUUCUAUAACCCUGCCCUUGACAGAUGCAUGCCUUUCAGAUACACAGGCUGUGGUGGCAAUGAAAACAAUUUCACUUCGAGGAAAAUUUGCAAUAAAGUCUGCAGAAAAGGUGCGCAUAAGAAAAAAGAAAAAAUACCAUCAGGAAAAAAUAUACCAGUGAAAGCGAAGACUAGCAGAAUUGUACAGAUUGAAGCAUAAGGAGAAAUCUUCUGGGAAACAUGACCCUGGGCAUCAUUCCAUACACUCAGAUAUGGGAAACAAACCCUGUGCAGCAUUCCAUACACCCAGAUAUUUUUUAUAACCAUGUUUAGUAGUACUGAUUGUUAACAAGUUGGAAUAUGUAUUUACUACUCUUUUUAUUGGGCCUCAUGGGCCUCUAUUAAAUGUUGUAUAACAGUUGUCUGAUUGUUGUACACUUUUGUAUUAUGAAAAAAGUAAUUGAGAGCUCAGUAUUUCAUUUUAGAUUUAUAAAACUUCACAAGAAUCAAUGUAAAACAUUAUACUUACACACUGAAUUGUACCUGCCAGCAACAUUUUGAAAUCAUAUUAUAAAUGGCUGGUUACCUUGGACUGCUGACUUUUUAACUGCACCACUAAGUGCUGCAUUGUCUGUCUGACAUGGAUGACACUAAGUGAUGCAACAGACAUAUCUUAGAAAGUGUCAUAAAGUUAUUUUUCAUUUCCCUGGGAUUAUAGAUUACAUUUUAAAGUAUCAACCCUGAUCAAGGCCCAUAAUCAUUUUUGUCUUAGACUGUCAGAACACUAGUGCAAAGAAAGCAAUAUAUGUUCUUUAAAACAUUAUGAUUACUCCUGAAUUCCCAUUUUAAUUUAGGACUGCCCAACAACUCAGAGGGAAGAGCUUCUGCCUCAAAGUGCCCGGGCCCAAGGUUCAGUCCUGCUACUAUACAAGUUGAAUGUGUAUGUUAUUCUUAUGGCAGUGUGAGCAGCUCCAGUUUGCAUUGCCUGGCAACUAGAGCAAGAUAAUUAAAGCUAUCAGCUGUUACAAAGAUAAUUAGUGUCAUCCACGUCUUAAUUCCCACAGCAUCCAUUUGCCAGCUCUAUGGUUAUGGCCAAGUCACUUAAAAUGCUCUGAGGCAAAUGAGAAAUUGGACUGAGAUCCUUCAUAUUCUCCAGGACCACAUGUUUAUUAACUAUCUUUGAAUAACAUUAAACAGCAAAGAACAUUAAAUCACUUGUGUGUUGGAA
This is a messenger RNA of Protopterus annectens (West African lungfish), 2082 nucleotides long. Its product is annotated as tissue factor pathway inhibitor-like. Gene Ontology annotation, molecular function: serine-type endopeptidase inhibitor activity. Lineage: Eukaryota; Metazoa; Chordata; Ceratodontiformes; Protopteridae. Gene Ontology annotation, biological process: negative regulation of peptidase activity. The coding region runs from base 181 to 1074 and encodes 297 amino acids. The record is from RefSeq and is a predicted model, not a curated record. The transcript is spliced from 7 exons. Gene Ontology annotation, cellular component: extracellular region.